AUGUCUCCGUACUUAAGUUAAUCAUUAAGUCAGGUGGGCAGUCAGUCACCCUCACGGUCAUUGCUUCUAAAGUCAAAAUCAAACCUUAUGCUCAAACAAGGUGCCUCUACCAAAAGCAGCCAAAAAGAUACUUUUCCGCAUUUAUUUCAGUAAGCCAGUUUUGGAAAUGUUAAAGGGACACCCUUAUGGCUAUACAGGCCCAAUGCAACAGCUCCUCUGGCUCUAACUCUGUCUGUUAUGAGGAAGGAUCAGGUUCAUUGCCAGUCAUCAUUAUCCCAAGCUUGCUGGCUCUCAGCACCCUGAUUGUUGUGUCUCAGAUAAUACGGAGCUUUAUUACCAAAAGAUCAUCAGCUCAGAUUAUCACAGGCUCAUCUUCGAACAUAAAUGAAGGAGCCCCUGUACCUUUGGACACAGGCUUUGGGACCAUGCAGCCUGCACAGGAUGCUCUGGGUCCAUGGGAGAUACCCGCUCAGUGCUCCCUGGAGGGGGUGGAGCCGCUUCACAUGGGACGCUAUGGGCCAAUCUGCAUGGGUCAGCUAAAACAAGACAACACAUCCACUGCUGUAGUGAUUAAAACUCUUAAAGACGGGUCAAAUCAACCAGAGGUUAGAGAAUUUGUGGAUUUUGUCCUUUUCCACGUAGCAGUGAACAAACACGAGAACAUAGUGAAGAUGGUAUACUGUCAAACACGCCGGGUACCCAUGUACCUGGUUUUGGAGGCAAGCGUUCCAGGGAACCUCCUGCAUUUUCUCUGGAGUCUUCGAGAGGACAGAUGUGGCACAAGUGAUAACUUCCAGACGUUUUCAGAGAGGUCCGUUUAUCUAGUAGCUAAACAGGUAGCAGCAGGUCUGGACUAUUUACACUCUUACCAUAGAAUUAUUCAUGGGGAUGUCGCAGCCCGGAAUAUGUUGAUCAGUUCAGAGCUCUCUGUCAAAAUCUCUGGAUUGGAUUUGGCUUUUAAGAGCCGACAGUCGAGAACGGUGGACAAAGAACAAGAAUCCAAAGUGCCGGUAAAAUGGAAGGCCCCUGAACGUAUGAUGAGGCUUCCCCUAACAGACAGGAGUGAUGUAUGGUCCUUUGGAAUCCUGCUUUAUGAGAUGAUAACCCUGGGGUCUCCUCCCUAUCCUGACCUGGAUCCAUCUGAAGUGCUGCCAAACACUUUAUCCCAUUACCGGAUGAAAAGACCAGAAAACUGUGGAGCCCCUUUAUAUGACUUAAUAAAGUACUGCUGCAUGUGGAACUUCAAGGACCGACCUGUGUAUUCUGCAAUCAUUCGGCUUCUAGACUCAUACAACUACCUCGCUGACACAAAACCACUUCGCUCUGAACAGAAAAUGGACAUCUGUGAAUACAGGAGGAAAGCAGGGCUGCCUCCAUGAGCUCAUUCAGAAAACUAUUAACUGAUCAUUUCUACAAUUAAAGGAUAAGUUCAAUUUCAGAAUGAAAAUUUUUGGUAAUUUACUCACCCCCAUGUCAUCCAAGAUGUUCAUGUCUUUCUUUCUUCAGUCGAAAAGAAAUUAAGAUUUCAGAGGAAAACAUUACAGGAUUUUUCUCCGUAUAAUGGACUUCAGUGGGUUCAACCCAAUGGGUUGAAGGUCCAAAUUGCAAUUUCAGUGCAGCUUCAAAGACCUCUACACGAUCCCAGCCGAGGAGUAAGGGUCUUAUCUAGUGAAACCAUCGUCAUUUUCUUAAAAAAAAUAAAAAUCCAUAUACUUUUUAACCACAAAUGCUCACCUUGCACUAGCUCUGUGAUUAGGCUGGAAAAGUCAUGCAUGGUUAGUUCACGCAAGGUAGGGUCUCAUUUUCUCCUCCAACUUCAAAAUCGUCCAACAUCAUUGGACGAUCAUCAAGUUUUUUGUAAAGGGCUUUUGUCUUUCUUUGCACAAUCACUUUGUAAACACUGGGUCCCCUAGUAAAAAAAAGUAAUUUGAUUUAAAAUGCAUUUAUUUUAUACUAAGUAUAGUUCAAGUCUGUUAACGUAUUUACUGACAUAUCGCUCAAUUUUAAUUAAACUUUAUUUGGAGUACUACUUGUGCACAAAAAAAUAUGUUUUGAUGAGCAUUGUAUGAUCUUUAAAUACUGUCAGUCUUUAAAGGAAUACUCCACUUUUUUGAAAAUAGAACAUUUGAACAUUUUCCAAUUCCCUAAGAGUUAAACAGUUGAGUUUCACCGUUUUCAAAUCCAUUCAGCCGAUCUCCGGGUCUGGCGGUAGCACUUUUAGCAUAGCUUAGCAUAGAUCAUUGAAUCAGAUUAGACCAGGUGUGCCCAACCCUGGUCCUGGAGAUCGACUUUCCUGCAGUGUUCAGCUCCAACCCUGACCAAACACACCUGAACAAGCUAAUUAGGAUCUCAAGGAGCACUUGAUAAUUACAGACAGGUGUGUUUGAUUAGGGUCGGAACUAAACUCUGCAGGAAAGUCGAUCUCCAGGAACAGGGUUGGGCACCCCUGGAUUAGACCGUUAGCAUCUCGCUCAAAAAUGACCAAAGAGUUUAGAUAUUUCUCCUAUUUAAAACUUGACUCUUCUGUAGUUACAUUGUGUACUAAGACUCUAGGGGAGAUGGAAAAAAAAAAAAGUCUAUUUUCAAAAAAAGUGGAGUGUUCCUUUAAAUGCUAAAUAUAUACUUAAGAAUACCUUUAGUUGGACUUCAGCACUAUUUCCACACAAUUAAAGUGCAUUAAGUACAAAAAUAGUUGAUUUUACAUUACCAGUUUAAUAUAAUAAAAGUACAACUGCGGGAUAUAUUUUUUUAUGAAGUACAUAAUAUGUAAAUAUAUUUGUAGUGUACUCAUGAAAUUAAGGUAUUUUAAAUACAUUUUAGUACAUUUAUUUUUCACUAGGGUCAGUACUUCCACUUUAAGUAAUUUGUGAGGACGAGCUAGAGCAAGAUGACGAGUUGUGGUUACAGGAGUUUAUUUCCAGAACAAAAAUUUACAGAUAAUUUACUCACCCCCUAUCAUCCAAAAUGGUGAUGUCUUUCUUUCUUUCAAGGAAUUAUGUUUCUUGAGGAAAACAUUUCAGGAAUGUUCUCUAUAUAGUGGACUUCUAUGGUGCCCACGAGUUUACUUCCAAAAAUCCAGUUUAAAUGCAGCUUCUAAGGGCUCUAAACGAUCCCAGACGAGGAAGUGUCUUUAAAAAAAAAAAAGUACAGUUUAUAUACUUUUCAACCUCAAAUGCUCAUCUUGUCUAGAUCUGCGAUGUGCAUGUGUACUCUGUGUAAUCCAAGUCAAUACAGUUAGGGUAUGUUGAAAAACUCCCAUCUCAUUUUCUCCUCCAACUCAAAAAAUCGUUAUACAGAGGUGACCCAGUGUUUCCAAAGUGAAUGUGCAAAGGAGGUUUUGUGAAGGAGGUCCUUUACAAAAAAGGUAAAACAGCGAUGUGAGAUUUGAGUUUUUUAACCUACCCUAACUGUAUUGACCCGGAUUACACAGAGUACACAUGCACAUCGCAGAGCUAGACAAGACAAGCAUUUGAGGUUAAAAAGUAUAUAAAUGGUAAUUUCUUCUAGAAAAUAACCAAUCGUUUUGCUAGAUAAGACCCUUCUUCCAGGGCUGGGAUCGUUUAGAGUAGGAAUAGUGAAAAAAACCCUCACCUGCCUGUAGCCCUAGUGAUCCUCAAGAUCAGGGUUGGAGCUAAACUCUUCAGGAUAUCGGCACUCCAGGACCGACAUUGACCAUUCCUGUUUUAUGAAGCUGCAUUUAAACUGAAUUUUGGAAGUUCAAACUUGGGGGCACUAUUGAAAUCCACUAUAUAGAGAGAGAUCCUGAAAUGUUACCCUGGACCACAAAACCAGUCUUAAGUGGCUGGGGUAUAUUUGUAGCAAUAGCCAAAAAUACAUUGUAUGGGUCAAAAUUAUAGAUCUUUCUUUUAUGACAAAAAUAAUUAGGAAAUUAAGUAAAGAUCAUGUUCCAUGAAGAUAUUUAGUAAAAUUCCUACUGUAAAUAUAUAAAAACGUAAUUUUUGAUUACUAAUAUGCAUUGCUAAGAACUUAAUUUGGACAAUUUUAAAAGCGAUUUUCUCAAUAUUUUGAUUUUUUUGCACCCUCAGAUUCCAUAUAUUCAAAUAAUUGUAUCACAGCCAAAUAUUGUCAUAUCCUAACAAACCAAACAUCAAUUGAAAGUUUAUUUAUUCAGCUUUCAGAUGAUGUAUAAAACUCAAUUUUGAAAAAUUGACCCUUAGGACUGGUUUUGUGGUCCAGGGUCACAAAUGUUUUCCUCAAGAAACACAACUUCUUUACGGCUGAAGAAAGAAAGACAUGAACAUCUUGGAUGACAAGGGGGUGAGUAAAUUAUCUGUAAAUUUUCAUUCUGGAAGUGAACUUCUCCCUUAAAAGUAUAGAAAUUUGUGUUUUUCUUAGAAAACGACAGAUUGUUUUGCUAGAUAAGACCAUUAUUCCUUGGAUGGGAUCAUGUAGAGGCCUUUGAAGCUGCCUUGAAACUGCAAUUUGGGCCUUCAAACCGUUGGCCAACUUUAAAAUCCACUAUAUGGAGAAAAAUCCUGGAAUGUUUUCCUGAAAAACCUUAAUUUCUUUUCGACUGAAGAAAGAAAGACACAAACAUCUUGAAUGACAUGGGGGUGAGCAAAUCAUCAGGAAA
Labeo rohita (rohu) is the source of this 4594-nucleotide messenger RNA. Its product is annotated as tyrosine-protein kinase STYK1. The transcript has 10 exons. NCBI's taxonomy places the organism in Eukaryota, Metazoa, Chordata, Actinopteri, Cypriniformes, Cyprinidae. Gene Ontology annotation, molecular function: ATP binding; transmembrane receptor protein tyrosine kinase activity. Gene Ontology annotation, biological process: protein phosphorylation; cell surface receptor protein tyrosine kinase signaling pathway; multicellular organism development. The record is from RefSeq and is a predicted model, not a curated record. The coding region runs from base 186 to 1379 and encodes 397 amino acids. Gene Ontology annotation, cellular component: signaling receptor complex.